This is a messenger RNA of Solanum lycopersicum (tomato), 1680 nucleotides long. Its product is annotated as growth-regulating factor 4-like. Gene Ontology annotation, cellular component: nucleus. The record is from RefSeq and is a predicted model, not a curated record. Gene Ontology annotation, biological process: developmental process; DNA-templated transcription; regulation of DNA-templated transcription. Lineage: Eukaryota; Viridiplantae; Streptophyta; Magnoliopsida; Solanales; Solanaceae. Gene Ontology annotation, molecular function: ATP binding.
CCCAAGGUCCCCUCAAAUAUCAACCCCUACAUCCUUAUUCCCAUGUCCCAAUGCUUCCCUUAACCUCAACACUCAUAAAAACAGUCUUUCAUUAACUUAAACUCCUCAUCCUUCCAUUGUUAAUACACAAUGUUAACCUUCAAAUCUCCAUUUGAUUAGUUCUUAAUCACUACUUAAUCCAAAAAAAAAGAAAAAAACUCAUUAACAAGUACUAGUACACUAUUCUUUCUCUCUUCACUUUUUUUUUCUCUCUGUUCUUCUUGCAGGUUUAUCCAAAACCCUAGAUCUGUCCCCCUUUUGGCUUUUGGAAGAAAAGGGAAAAGGGUGUGUAAAAUAAGCAAAAAGGUGAAGUCUUUUUUUGGUUCUUGGAGGAGAUGAGUGGGACCUCAACGACAUCAGUGGUGGGGGUGGGGUUGGUGGGAGGUGGAGGGGAGGUGGGGUAUAAUGAUUAUGGAUUCCGGCCACCGUUUACGGCGGUGCAGUGGCAGGAAUUGGAGCAUCAAGCUAUGAUUUAUAAGUAUUUAGUAGCUGGGUUGCCUGUGCCACCGGACCUAGUAGUACCUAUUCGCAGGAGUUUUGAUGCUAUCUCAGCUAGGUUCUUCAGUCAUCCUAGCUUGGGUUAUUGUUCCUAUUAUGGGAAGAAGUUUGACCCCGAGCCAGGAAGAUGUAGAAGGACAGAUGGAAAGAAGUGGAGGUGCUCCAAAGAUGCACAUCCUGACUCCAAAUAUUGUGAACGACACAUGCAUCGUGGCCGCAACCGUUCAAGAAAGCCUGUGGAAUCUCAAACUACUUCCCAGUCCUUGUCGACAAGUAAAUCACACACUGCUACUGGGAGCAGCAAUAGAAGUGGAAGUUUCCAAAGCAAUAGCAGUGGAAGCUUCCAAAAUAUGCCAUUAUACUCUGUCGCUAAUUCAGAUGGAAUAAGUUACGGAAGCACCACCACGAAACUGCAGAUGGAGCCCGCCUCCUAUGGGAUAACUAAUAAGGAGUAUAGGUACGGAAUGGCUCCUGAUGUUGAUGACCACAAUUUCAUGCCAGUAGCUUCCACGAGUGUGAGAGGACUAGGAGGUACGGGUUCUAACACAGACAACAUGUGGCGUUUGAUGCCAUCACAAGAUCAUUCAAAGGCCAAUCUGAAAAAUGAUUCCCAGCUGUUGGGUAGUUUACCUAAUCCGUUUGAGCCUGUGAUUGAAUCAAAACAGCAACCCCAACAUUGCUUCUUCAGCAGUGACAUAGAUUCACCUAGUACAGUAAAGCAGGAGCCACAGCAUCCAAUGCGUUCAUUCUUUGACGAGUGGCCUACAUCGAAAGAAUCAUGGUCCAAUCUCGACGAGGGAUCGGGCAAAAAUAAUUUCUCCACCACUCAGCUCUCCAUAUCCAUUCCAAAUAUUUCUUCUGGAUUCUCUUCAAGGAGUGCUUCUUCCCCUAAAUGUGCAGAUGCUUGAGGAAACUGCGACUGCCUCAACUCUUAGCGCAGUCUGGUGCUAUGCAGAGGAAUGGUUGUCCUAGUGCUGAACUCCCGGCAUAGCAGUAAAAGCAAGACAUGUAAGUGGAUCGACUCAACAAGUUGUAACCGCUACUUGUAUGAGCUUACAUGUACUUCUAAUAUUACUGGUGCAUUUAGUCCUUGCAUUGUGUUUGUAGUUGUAUUUCAUUUUCAAUACUCUUCUUAAGCAAAAA